Messenger RNA from Cercospora beticola, 783 nucleotides. The record is from RefSeq and is a predicted model, not a curated record. NCBI's taxonomy places the organism in Eukaryota, Fungi, Ascomycota, Dothideomycetes, Mycosphaerellales, Mycosphaerellaceae.
UUUACGGCCGCAGAAACGAUGAUGAUGACCAUGGAGACGAAAGCGCUGCAUGACCCAUGCGCCAGAAGUCUUUCAUUGUCGCUAGUCAACAGAACAUUUUCCUUGACUUGUACUUUUCACCUCACGAUUCAUGACGACGAAUAACCCGGGACUCACGAUGAAUGACUUCGGACCGACAUGGACGAAAGACCAACAUAAACAGCGAGCACUUUUGUACCGAGUUGAUUUACGCUACACUUCUGGAGGGUCAUAUACGACCACGACGCGUGAUUUGGGAAUGCGGAGCACUGCGGUGCUUCAGCGCUCAAUUUCGCCGAUACCUGGCUUGCAUUGUUUCCUUUUUUUUUUUCCUUCUCUUCAACAGCACUUGAGAGGACGCUUGCCUUCUUCGAAACGCGUUCCGAAAAGCGAGAAGAGCCUUAAUCUGGUUACGCUUUGGGCUCAAUUUCAAGCUCUUCAGCGAGGCGUGGGCUCAGGACUGAAAGCACAGUGUUUUUGGGGACAGCUACUGGACCGCCUUGGGGGAGAGAGUAGAUGUUACAGCAGGGACGCGCCAAUUGGUCGUUUCACGAACUUGGAGGAGCGCAUGCAUAUGAGACAAAGGACCAAAAGCUUUCACGGACGUGCAUGAACUUGAUGAGUGUGUGUGGAAUACCAGCAACCCCAGCCUGGAUCAUGCAGAUAACGAAUAUGGCUUUUUGGGGCCUAAUGCGUGUUGAGAUGAUUUGAUGGAUGGGUGGAAGGAGGAGGUAGAAAGUGUUUUGAGAAAGGAAGAGAGAGAAA